CUGACUCCAGCUCUGGCGCACUGUCUGCCUCGCACUCUCACGGUUCAGCUCCCUCCCUCUGCCGCUUUUUCUUCCGCCGUCCCCUUAUCCUUCCCUAUUGGGCUCCCUCUCCUUCAAAAUCGCUCCGGCGCUCCGGGCUUUCCCAUCUCCUGGCUGUGAGGACCCAGCAACUGCCUUCUCUGUUCAACCCCCAGAGCUUUCAGAGCGUUGCCACGUCUCUAAGCUCUAAUCCCAGCACACACACACACGCGCGCACGCACCCGCAGACACGCACGUUUCCUGUCCCUGUGUGACACCCACCCUCUGCGGGGCGGCCGCGCCGGUCCCCGCGCGGUGUCCUCAUCCCGCCACACACACACGCACACUCACACACACACACGCACGCGCGCGUGCAGGGCGGAUUGGAGGGCAGCUCGCCGACAGUUCGCAUUCGGAGGCGUCCUGCUCCAGCCUCGCAGAGCCGAUGGCAUCUCCCGGCUCCGGGUUUUGGUCCUUCGCAUCUGAAGAUGGUUCCGGGGAUCCCGAGAACCCUGGCACAGCGAGGGCCUGGUGUCAGGUGGCUCAGAGGUUCACGGGCGGCAUCGGAAACAAGCUGUGCGCCCUGCUCUACGGGGACGCCGAGAAGCCGGCAGAGAGCGGCGGAAUCCAGCCCCCGAGGGCCGCCUCCCGCAAGGCCACCUGCGCCUGCAACCAGAAGCCCUGCAGCUGCCCCAAAGCGGGGAUCAACUACGCGUUUCUACACGCAACAGACCUGCUACCAGCGUGUGAUGGAGAAAGACCCACUUUGGCAUUUCUGCAAGAUGUUAUGGACAUUUUGCUUCAGUAUGUGGUGAAAAGUUUCGAUAGAUCAACCAAAGUGAUUGACUUCCAUUACCCCAAUGAGCUUCUUCAAGAAUAUAACUGGGGAUUGGCAGACCAACCACAAAAUUUGGAGGAAAUUUUGAUGCAUUGCCAGACAACUCUAAAAUAUGCAAUUAAAACAGGGCAUCCCAGGUAUUUCAAUCAACUUUCUACAGGACUGGAUAUGGUUGGAUUAGCAGCAGACUGGCUGACAUCAACAGCAAACACUAACAUGUUCACCUAUGAAAUUGCUCCAGUAUUUGUGCUUUUGGAAUAUGUCACGCUAAAGAAAAUGAGAGAAAUCAUUGGCUGGCCUGGGGGCUCUGGCGAUGGGAUAUUUUCUCCUGGUGGCGCCAUAUCCAACAUGUACGCUAUGCUGAUUGCGCGCUUUAAGAUGUUCCCUGAGGUCAAGGAGAAAGGGAUGGCUGCGGUCCCCAGGCUCAUUGCCUUCACAUCUGAGCAUAGCCAUUUUUCUCUCAAGAAGGGAGCUGCAGCCUUGGGCAUUGGAACAGACAGUGUGAUUCUGAUUAAAUGUGAUGAAAGGGGGAAAAUGAUCCCAUCUGAUCUUGAAAGAAGGAUCCUUGAAGCCAAACAAAAAGGAUUUGUCCCUUUCCUUGUGAGUGCCACGGCUGGGACCACCGUGUAUGGAGCAUUCGAUCCCCUGUUAGCUGUUGCUGACAUUUGCAAAAAGUAUAAGGUCUGGAUGCACGUGGAUGCAGCUUGGGGUGGGGGAUUACUGAUGUCCCGGAAACACAAGUGGAAACUGAGCGGCGUGGAGAGGGCCAACUCUGUGACAUGGAAUCCACAUAAGAUGAUGGGCGUCCCUUUGCAGUGCUCUGCUCUCCUGGUUAGAGAAGAGGGAUUGAUGCAGAGUUGCAACCAGAUGCAGGCCUCCUACCUCUUUCAGCAAGAUAAACACUACGACCUGUCCUACGACACUGGAGAUAAGGCCUUACAGUGCGGACGUCAUGUUGAUGUUUUUAAACUCUGGCUAAUGUGGAGAGCAAAGGGGACCACCGGGUUUGAAGCACAUAUUGAUAAGUGUUUGGAGCUGGCGGAGUAUUUAUACAAUACCAUCAAAAACCGAGAAGGUUAUGAAAUGGUGUUUGAUGGAAAGCCUCAGCACACAAACGUCUGCUUCUGGUAUGUACCUCCGAGUUUACGUGUUCUAGACAACAAUGAAGAGAGAAUGAGCCGCCUCUCUAAGGUGGCUCCAGUGAUUAAAGCCAGAAUGAUGGAGUAUGGGACCACAAUGGUGAGCUACCAGCCCUUGGGAGACAAGGUCAAUUUCUUCCGCGUGGUCAUCUCAAACCCCGCAGCAACUCACCAAGACAUUGACUUCCUGAUUGAAGAAAUAGAACGCCUUGGACAAGAUUUAUAAUAACCUAGCUCACUAAGCUGUUUCAAUUCUCUAGGUAGACAAUUAAGUUGUCACACACUGUGUAAAUGUACUUGUAGUUUGUUCCAAAGUAAAUCUAUUUCUGUAUUGUGGUGUCAAAGUAGAGUACAGUUUAAAAAUCAAAAACAAACAUUGCUCCUUUUAAAAAUCCUUUCUUAAGUUUAGAAUACCUCUCUAAUAAUUAGUGACAAAAGGCUGUGUUCUAAUCACUAAGGAAAAGCUUAAAAUUGUUACAAAUACUUCCCUUACUUUUAAUAUAGUGUGCAAAUCAAACUUUAUUUUCACUUCAGAGUAGUAGGGUUGAAUAGUGCCAAAUUGCCCCUGAAUCAUAAAAGGUUCUCUGGGGUGCAGUGAAAAGGAUAAAGUAAAUAUAGAAUGUAUGCUGACAAUAAAAAAACUCUUGCCUUUUUCAUAGUAUUAGAAAAAAAAAUUCUAAUUUACCUAUAGCAACAUUUCAAAUAUAUUUAAAUACAUAUAAUUUUACAAAAGGAAAAUAUAUAUAUUAAAAAGAAAUCCUAUUUUGUAACAUAUAGAUUUUUAUUUUAUAUGGGUUAUACAAACUGCAGGGGCAGAUAUUAAAAACUAAGCCAGAUUCUUUUUUCUCUUUCUUUUAACGGAGGCACAAUAAAACACUUAGCAAAGUUAUUCUGAAACAUAGGCCCACAAAAUUCUUAAAAGGUAUGAUGCCUUCUUUCUGUUCAUUUUAUGACUUAUCACAUCUCUAAAGUUAGUAUUACAAAACAGACACAAAAGGAUACUGCAGGUUCUUUAAAAUGAUUGGUUAGCUCGACAGUAAGACUUACUUCCCAUUUAAGUUUUCCAUCCAUUGGACCUUAGUAGACCCGCUCAGUAGGCAUGACAGCCACGCUUCACCUUAGACUAAAUUAGGGUCAUCGUCUCUAUUCUGCUUUCCAGUUCAGCCUGUUUAGAACAGAAGGUUGAUGCUGGUUCUUGAGAUAUCUUCCCAAACAGUAUUCUUUAAUUAAGUCAUUUGGAUUCAUUAGAGAAAAUAAAAAUAAAAUCUAAUCAGCCCAAGCAGAGGCAUGAAACACACUCCAGAUGUGGUGAGCCCAGAAAAUUAAACUUGGCCUUAGAUCUCUGUGUGAGAAUAAUGAUGUCAUCCUGGAUGCCACAGUGUCCCUGCCCAGGAAGGAGUCGUUCCCCUCCCGGGUCAUUGCUCUUUCCCAUUCACUCCCCAUUCCGACCCACAAAAGUCUCUCCUGCUAAGCUCCCCGUGACUGGGAUUCCCAAUAAUUAAUUUCUACUCCAUUAGUGGUUAUUUUCCUCUCAGGAAAUGAGGUCCUCACCUAGAAUUUUGAGACAGCCUCUUAAGACCUUCUUUUAUCAUCUGUCUCCCAUCAAGACCCAAAGUGACCAGACUAUGUAGAGAUCAUAUCCUCCUUAGAAU
Delphinapterus leucas (beluga whale) is the source of this 3647-nucleotide messenger RNA. It is a transcript of the gene GAD2, whose product is annotated as glutamate decarboxylase 2. Gene Ontology annotation, biological process: GABA shunt; GABA biosynthetic process. Gene Ontology annotation, cellular component: cytoplasm. Gene Ontology annotation, molecular function: pyridoxal phosphate binding; glutamate decarboxylase activity. The record is from RefSeq and is a predicted model, not a curated record. Lineage: Eukaryota; Metazoa; Chordata; Mammalia; Artiodactyla; Monodontidae.